UAUUUUAAGACUUCGAAGUUGGGGAUCGAGCAAAGCAACUGUUUAUUGCGUAGUUGUCCUGUCGAGAAUGCCGGCAGAAUAUGUUCUGGUUUUUGCUAUUAUUGAUUGAGUAGUUGGUAUAUGUGGAAGUUCGACCAGGUAGUAUGUGACCGGUUGAAUCACUGUGGUGGUCGACUCCGCUAUAAAUAAUGUAAAGGAUGCCGGGUUGGUUCCGGCAUUUUCGCAUGCAAGUCAUGCCGAAGGUGGUGUCGACUCGAAUUCUGUGUGGAGUUUUUGGUUCUGACGAUUAUCCGAGUUCGCUUGGGGUGAUUAGAUGAGAGUGUUGCAUUGAGCUCAUGAAUUAGGAGGGCGGAAUUGUGGACGGGCAGAGGGAAGGCGAAGUCGCUGUCGAUAGCGAAAUCCUCAUGGAUAAUAGUUAGGGUUUAGUGCUAAUCAGCGAAGAAUUUCGAGGAUUUUGUAGCCAUGAGAAUGGCUGGCUGGUUAGCGUUUGGCCUUCUUCUCCUCAUCCAGGCCGCAGCUCCAGUGUUGGGGCUUGACACGUGUGCUAUGUAUGAUAUUUGUGGAAAUCGAACCGAUGGGAAACCACUCAAUUGUGCAACUCCCUCUCCCGCAGUCACUCCGGAUAGAGCUUUUUCACUUAAACUACAAAGCCUGUGUCCCACGAUCGUUGGAGAUGUCUGUUGCACACCGACUCAAUUCAACUUAUUGCGGUCUAACGUUCAGCAGGCUGUUCCUUUUCUCACUGGAUGUCCUGCAUGCUUGCGGAAUUUCCUCAACUUCUUCUGUGAAUUCUCGUGCUCCCCUAACCAAGGCUCCUUUCUUAAUGUAACUGCUGUCAAUGGGGCAAAUAAUGCCGUUGCUGCUCUUGAGUUCUUUAUCACCGACGAGUAUGGUCGCAAAUUUUAUGACUCGUGCAAGGAUGUCAAGUUCACUUCCAUGAACAUUCGUUCCAUGGACUUUAUUGGAGGGGGCGCUCAAAAUUACUCGGAGUGGUUUGCGUUUAUGGGUAAAGAAGCUGCUCCUUCUUUACCAGGCUCCCCUUAUCCGAUCAGUUUCCGCACUGAUGUCAAGGAAGGCAAUCCUGCAGUAACGCCUUUCAAUUCUUCCGUUAUUGCGUGCUCCGAUCCUUCCUUCGAAUGUUCGUGUGGGGACUGUCCCUUGGUGAACAGCUGUGCUGAGCCAAAUCCACCUGCUCCCUCUGAAACUAAAGGAUGUCAUGUUCAAAUUGCCGGAUCCCAGGUUGCAUGUUUGACUCUGGCCGUGAUCAUACUUUACGGAUGCCUUGUGGUCAUCAUAUUGGGCUGGUGGUUGAUGUUCCGCUCACCACGGAAGGAAAUGAGUUCGAAAGAGCGACUCAACCCAGAUGCUCAAAGUGAUCUAGCUAACAAAGCACAGCAAACUGAUGUUGAUUCUCAAAUUCGCUCUCCUAAUGAAUUAGACCGACUUGAUCCAAAGCAUCAAAAUCAUCCAGCUAAGGAAAAUGAAGCCGUAUCUCGGCUAGCAGGAGCAGGAGCACCUUUCAUGGUAACUUUCUUGUCCAACAGAUUCAGAAUAUAUGGGGAGUUGGUCGCCUACAAUACGAAGAAGGUCUUGGCAAUCGCUAUUGUAAUAACAGUAGUUCUUUGUUUGGGCUUGAUCCGCCUUCGCGUUGAGACACGUCCAGAAAAGCUUUGGGUAAGUUAUGGAAGUAAGGCUGCAGAAGAAAAAAAGUUUUUCGACAGCCACCUAGCGCCCUUCUAUAGAAUUGAACAGCUCAUUCUGGCAACAGUUCCAGGAAGCAAGGAUUCGCCUCCACCAAGUAUUGUGACAGACGCUAAUUUGAAGCUUCUUUUCGACCUUCAAGAGAAGGUUGACAAUGUGCGAGGGAACCACUCUGGAAAACUGAUCUCCCUUCAAGAUAUUUGUCUCAAGCCUCUAGGAACACCGUGCGCGACUCAAAGUAUACUACAGUACUACCAAAUGAAUGUUAGUACAUUUCAGGAUGCCUCUCACGCAGAGUUCUGUUUCCAGUACUAUUCAUCAUCUGAGACCUGUCUCAGUGCUUUCGGUGGACCAGUAGAUCCUACCACCAUUUUGGGUGGUUUUACAGGGAAUAACUAUACCCAGGCUACAGCUUUGGUGGUGACUUAUCCAGUUAUAAAUGCAGUUUCAGGAGAGGGAAAUGCUGCUGCCAUAGCCUGGGAAAAUGAAUUUAUUCGCGUUGUUAAGGAAGAGAUUGUGGGAAUGGCAAUAGCAAAUAACUUAACCCUUUCUUAUUCUUCUGAGAGUUCAAUUGAGGCAGAGCUGAAAAGAGAAAGCUAUGCAGAUGCUCUGACAAUUGGAAUAAGCUAUCUUGUAAUGUUUGUGUACAUUGCCUUUACGUUAGGAGAUUGGAAUCCUUCUGUUGCUCCAUUUUACGUGACUUCUAAGGUAUUACUAGGAUUCGUAGGAGUGGCCAUCGUGGCUUUCUCAGUACUUGGAUCCAUUGGGCUUUGCAGUUAUUUUGGAGUUCACUCCACAUUAAUCAUUGUGGAGGUCAUUCCAUUUCUUGUUCUUGCGGUUGGUGUGGACAAUAUGUGCAUCUUAGUACAUGCUUUAAAACGUCAAGACCUCAAUUUAAACUUAGAGACUCGUGUAGGGCUCGCCCUAGCAGAAGUGGGUCCUUCUAUCACUCUUGCAAGCGUAGCUGAGGUUCUGGCUUUCACUGUGGGAAUCUCCACCCCUAUGCCUGCUUGUAGAGUGUUUUCUCUCUUUGCAGCGGUAGCGGUGUUAUUGGAUUACCUGCUACAAAUCACUGCGUUCGUGGCUGUUCUUACUCUCGAUUUCCGCAGAAGUGAAAGUGGUCGUGUAGACUGCGUUCCCUGCAUUCAUGUUGGAAGAAAGGAACCAGGUGACGUUUCAUUGGGAUUACCAAAUGAGCAACGUCAUAAUCCUGGUUUGCGUCAGCGAUACAUGAAGAAUUAUCAUGCUCCAUUUUUGAGUAUUCCAGCAGUAAAAGCCUCUGUCUUGGCCAUCUUCUUUGGUUUGCUGUUCGCUAGUAUUGCAGUCAUUCCAAGAAUUUCAAUCGGUUUGGAACAGAAGAUUGUUUUGCCAAGUGAUUCGUACCUUCAGGGCUAUUUUGACAAUAUAACUGAGUAUCUUCGAGUUGGACCACCUGUAUACUUUGUUGUCAAGGAUUACAAUUACAGCAUUGGUAGCAACCAGACGAACAAGUUAUGCUCCAUCAAUCAGUGUGAUCCGAACUCCUUGCUCAAUGAGAUCUCAAGAGCAGCUUUGUCGCCUCAAUCGAGUUUCAUCGCUCGACCGGCUGCAUCUUGGUUGGACGAUUUCCUGAUAUGGCUGUCACCAAACGCCUUUGGGUGCUGCCGAAAAUUUCAAGAUGGAGGCUAUUGCCCCCCAGUUGAUCAGUGUGGACUAAACAACACAUGUAGUGAAUGCACUACGUGUUUCUUGCAAUCGGAUUUAGUUGAAGGACGACCAUCAACUGAGCAAUUUCGGAGCAAAUUACCAUGGUUUUUGGCCGCACUUCCUUCUGCGGAUUGUUCCAAAGGCGGCCAUGGAGCCUAUACAAACAGUCUUGACCUUGCUGGAUACGAUAGUGGGAUUAUAAAGGCAUCCGAGUUUCGUUCGUAUCACACUCCUUUGAACAAGCAGAGUGAUUUUAUUGAUGCACUUCGUGCAGCGAAGAAUUUCGCCAAGAAAAUAUCCAAGUCUUUAAACAUUGAGGUGUUUCCUUAUUCAGUGUUCUACAUAUUUUUUGAGCAAUAUCUGGACAUUAAGAACACUACUGCUCUCGGUCUCUCAGUUGCUUUGGCGGCUGUUUUUGUAGUUUGCUUGGUCAUUACCAUGAGUAUUUCAACGGCUAUAACUAUCAUAUUUGUCAUCUCAAUGAUAAUUGUUGAUCUGAUGGGCCUCAUGGUGAUAUGGAACAUCCAACUUAAUGCUAUAUCUGUUGUGAACCUGGUGAUGGCUACUGGCAUUGCCGUCGAGUUUUGCGUCCACAUCACUCAUGCCUUCACUAUGAGCACAGGAGAUAAGGGAGAGAGAGCAAGUAAAGCUCUUGUUCUGAUGGGAGAACCAGUCUUCAGUGGAAUUACUCUUACGAAAAUGGUGGGAGUUUUGGUGCUAAAUUUCGCACAGUCUAAGAUUUUUAAGGUGUACUAUUUCCGGAUGUACCUUGGCCUGGUUGUUCUAGGCGCGUUGCACGGGCUUGUUUUCUUGCCCGUCUGGUUGAGCGUGGCAGGUCCUGACCCAUUAGUUGAGCAAAAACUCCCUUCGCUGUGUAAUCGUUUCUGGCGAUCUGUCGCCACUCGCCGGCCUGGUUCAAUAGGCACCGACUCUGCAGGAAAGUAAAAGGAACAACAAGUGCAUAUUAUUUUGCGUAAAUUAUCUGAUAUAGGUAACGUUCUUUGUCGAUGGUCGAAGGAGGAAUGAGAGCAAACGAACGAAGGUGAUCGGUGGUAAAGUGCAUCUUCUCACUUCCCUUGUGUUUCAGGGUUUCACUACAUUGCCUGUCUGGUUGAUUCGCCUCAUCCAUGGACUAUGUGACUGCCUAGCAUCCAUCACUUUCAGGCUUAUAUAUUGUGAAUCAUGGCCUUCAUUUUGUAUACUAGUCUGUUCCAGAUUCCAGCUAUAUUAGGUCUGUAAUAAGCAAGCGCGGUUGUUGAGUUUCUUCAUGUUGUCUAGCAAGGUCGGUAUUGGGUGCAGAAUGCUCUUCCCUUAACACGAUGACAAUUUUGUAGAUAGAGUGGUUUUUUGCAUCAGAAUGAAAUCCUGAAUGUUACGUGGAAUAAAAAGUUUAUUAGAAAAACAGCUUUAAA
Messenger RNA from Physcomitrium patens, 4799 nucleotides. RefSeq lists its product as uncharacterized. Gene Ontology annotation, molecular function: lipid carrier activity; sterol binding. NCBI's taxonomy places the organism in Eukaryota, Viridiplantae, Streptophyta, Bryopsida, Funariales, Funariaceae. Gene Ontology annotation, cellular component: membrane. Gene Ontology annotation, biological process: sterol transport. The record is from RefSeq and is a predicted model, not a curated record.